CCAUCCAUUUUCCAAUUCUCUCAUUUUCUCUCCAAAAACAAAACACAACCACACAAACAACUUCUCUCAAAGAUUCCAACCUUCCCCCUCUCCCAAAAAAAUAAAAAGGAAAAACCAAAUGAAAUUCAAAACCCUUUUUCUUCUUGAUCUUAACAAGAAGAGAAAUUAACGAAUUUACAGUAUAGCGCCCGCGCCGCUGUCGCGAUGAGCCAUCUCGAAGACUCUCUAAGAUCCCUUUCUUUAGACUAUCUUAAUCUUCUAAUCAACGGUCAAGCCUUUAGCGACGUGACGUUCAGCGUCGAGGGGCGUCUUGUCCACGCGCACCGAUGCAUCUUGGCGGCUAGGAGUUUGUUUUUUAGAAAAUUCUUUUGUGGGACGUCGACGGAGGCGGGUGCGUCAUCCGGGUUGAGCCCGGUUGGAUCGCCGUCUCCGUCGACAGGGAGUAGUAGUACACAAGUGAUUCCAGUAAAUUCAGUGGGGUAUGAAGUGUUUUUGUUGUUGUUGCAAUUUUUAUAUAGUGGACAAGUUUCUAUUGUGCCACAAAAACAAGAACCAAGGCCUAAUUGUGGUGAUAGAGCUUGUUGGCAUACACAUUGUACCUCCGCCGUUGAUCUUGCCCUUCAUACUCUCUCCGCCGCUAGAUCCUUUGGCGUUGAACAGCUCGCAUUACUUACUCAGAAGCAAUUGGCAAGUAUGGUGGAGAAAGCUUCCAUUGAAGAUGUAAUGAAGGUUUUAUUAGCUUCAAGAAAACAAGACAUGCAUCAACUUUGGUCCACUUGUUCUCAUCUUGUAGCUAAAUCCGGUCUCCCACCCGAGGUACUUGCCAAACACCUUCCGAUCGAUAUCGUAGCGAAAAUAGAAGAACUUCGCCUAAAGUCUUCUUUAGCGCGUCGUUCUCUAAUGCCUCAUCACCACCACCACCACCAUCACGAUCUUUCGGUUGCUGCCGACCUCGAAGACCAAAAGAUUCGUCGUAUGAGAAGAGCUUUAGACUCCUCCGACGUUGAGCUUGUUAAACUCAUGGUAAUGGGUGAAGGUUUGAAUCUUGAUGAAGCUUUAGCCUUACAUUAUGCUGUUGAGAAUUGUAGCCGAGAAGUUGUUAAGGCCUUGCUUGAGCUCGGUGCCGCUGAUGUCAACUACCCUGCUGGCCCGGCGGGGAAAACCCCACUUCACAUGGCGGCGGAAAUGGUGUCGCCCGACAUGGUUGCUGUCCUACUCGACCACCAUGCUGACCCGAAUGUCCGAACCGUCGAUGGUGUCACACCAUUAGAUAUCUUAAGAACCCUAACUUCAGAUUUUCUCUUCAAAGGUGCGGUCCCGGGAUUAACGCACAUCGAACCAAACAAGCUCAGGCUCUGCCUCGAGCUUGUCCAAUCCGCUGCAUUGGUUCUCUCUCGCGAAGAAGAAAAUGCCAACGCCAACGCCAACGCCAACGUUUCAUCAUCUCCAAUUUACCCGCCGAUGAGCGAGGAUCAUAGCAGUAGUAGCAGCAACAACAACAAUAUCGGUAAUCUCAAUCUCGAUUCGAGAUUAGUUUACCUAAAUCUCGGGGCAUCGGGACGAAUGGGAGGUUCUAGAGUGGACGGAGAAGAUGACAACAGACAUGGAUCACAAGGAGGAGGAUGUAUCCCAACAAUGUACCACCAUUCCCAUGACUUUCGAUGAAAAUUAAGCAUAACAUCAAAAUCUCUUAUUAUAUAAAAAUUCCACAAAACAUCAACAUCUAAAUUAGAAUUCAAAAGGGGUUUAAAAAUGUUGAUUGAAAAAGGUAACCAAGAUCAUCAGCUAGUCUUUCUUGGGAAUCAAAUUAUCAUUGGAUCAAUUAUAUGUUUACAAUAUGUCAGCUCUUUGCUUAUUUUUUUUUUAAAUUUAUCUUCAAUUAAUUCAGUUUUU
Cucumis melo (muskmelon) is the source of this 1893-nucleotide messenger RNA. Its product is annotated as BTB/POZ domain and ankyrin repeat-containing protein NOOT2. Gene Ontology annotation, molecular function: protein binding. The record is from RefSeq and is a predicted model, not a curated record. The coding region runs from base 205 to 1665 and encodes 486 amino acids. NCBI's taxonomy places the organism in Eukaryota, Viridiplantae, Streptophyta, Magnoliopsida, Cucurbitales, Cucurbitaceae. Gene Ontology annotation, biological process: plant organ development. The transcript has 2 exons.